AUGGGCGCGCUUCACCAAGCACGCGUUUUUCUCUGGGGGCAGAAGCCGGCAACCAAGCUCGAACAGCGCCUGCUGCUUAAGAUCGACGGUGUCGUCAUGACGUUCUGCACGCUUCUCUUCCUCUCCAACUACCUCAACCGAGCGAAUUUUUCCAACGCCUACCUGACCGGCAUGAAGGAAGACCUCAAGUUCCACGGUAAACAGUUCAACCAAGUGCAAUCCAUCUUCACCGCUGGCUACAUCAUCGGUCUGUGGCCCAACAACCUCAUUUUGCAAGUGGUACCACCUCGGUACUGGUUGCCGUUCUGCGGUGCUAUGUGGGGGAUCCUGUCGGCGUGCUUGGCUGCGACUAAGACGCCGCAGCAGGUCAUGGCGAUUCGAUUCUUACAGGCGCUCUUCGAAUCGUCGACGUUCACAGGCUGCCAUUGGAUCCUGGGCUCGUGGUACAAGGAGGAAGAGCUCGGCAAGAGGUCUGGUAUCUUUUCCACUUUUGCACAGAUGGGCUCGCUCUGGUCCGGUGUCAUGCAGGGUCGAAUCAGUCAAACCAUGAACGGUCAUUUGGGACUCAAGAGUUAUCAGUGGUUGUUUAUCAUCGACUUUGCCCUAGCCAUGCCGAUCGCGCUUUUCGGUUUGCUUCUGUUCCCCGAUACGCCGCGCAAGACCAAAGCCUGGUUCUUGACCGAAGAAGAACGACAAUGCGCCGUGCAACGUCUUCCGCAGCAUGAACCGACCAAGAUGUCGUGGAACCUGAUCAAACGUGUAUUUGGUCGAUGGCAUAUCUACAUGUUUGGCAUGCUCUUCGGCUUCGGAAGCAUGUUGGAAUCCGCCGGUAUCAACAGCGUCAUGGGAUUCUGGUUCAAAUCGUUGGGCUUCAGCAAGGCACAAAUCAAUUAUUACCCACUAUCGCUCAUCAGCAUUGCCAUUUUCACCACAAUCAUCGCUUCCUACACGACCGACUACGUCGGCUCGAGAUUCUGGGUCAACCCUCUGAUGGGCAUCAUCAUCAGUAUGAGCUCCAUCAUGCUGUUGGUAUGGGACAUUCCGUACGGUGCCAAGUUCUUCGCUUUUGCCAUCCAGGGAGCCGGGUACAUGGGACAGGCAACUAACUUUGCCUGGGCCAACAUUGUCUGCCAGGACGACGAACAGGAACGCGCCAUGGUUCUGGCCGGCAUGAACGUCUUCAGCAACAUCGUCAAUUCAUGGUGGAACUUGGUCUUUUGGGCGGCCACGGAUGCUCCCAAGUACCGAAAUGGUUGGAUCAGCAUGUUCCCCCUGUCGGUAUUUGUCACCGUGGUCGCGUUGGCCAUCGUGUAUCUGGAGAGGAGGGAUAGGAGGACCAAAAUGCACAUGUACCCUGUGCGCGAGGAACAGCCGGAACGGCUCCAGACCUAUACUCUACCCGCUGAAAAGGGCAUCAUGGAAGCCGAUGCCGAUGACACCUCGUCCGAGGGUAAAGACAAGCCUUGA
This is a messenger RNA of Mycosarcoma maydis (corn smut), 1467 nucleotides long. Its product is annotated as putative pantothenate permease. Bases 1 to 1467 code for a protein of 488 amino acids. NCBI's taxonomy places the organism in Eukaryota, Fungi, Basidiomycota, Ustilaginomycetes, Ustilaginales. The transcript has a single exon. Gene Ontology annotation, cellular component: plasma membrane. Gene Ontology annotation, biological process: pantothenate import across plasma membrane. The record is from RefSeq and is a predicted model, not a curated record. Gene Ontology annotation, molecular function: pantothenate transmembrane transporter activity.